Messenger RNA from Cyclocybe aegerita, 1488 nucleotides. The record is from the annotation of a GenBank genome assembly. NCBI's taxonomy places the organism in Eukaryota, Fungi, Basidiomycota, Agaricomycetes, Agaricales, Hemipholiotaceae.
AUGAAGAAGCCUGUAUUUCGCCUUCCUUGCGAGCUGUUCUGCCAAAUAUUCCAUCGGGUUGUCCACGACUACGUUCAUCUCAUCCCUAACCCCGUAGCGGAGCGCCAGGGCCGUCUUCGACCACUUGUAUACAACAACUCUCCAGCGGAUCCUACCAUUCUCGCGCAGGUCUGCUCAAGUUGGAGAGAGGUCGCUGUAGCUUUUCGCCCGCUUUGGUGCACAACUUUCAUCAAACACCCAUCCAAAUACCAUGUCCAUCGUACACACCUCUGGCUCGAGCGCUCCAACGGAUUCCCAUUGAGCUUGACGCUGAUUUCGCAGGGGAAUAUCAACGCGACGUGGAAGAUAAUGACCAUGCUUUUGGAAAGGUCGCGCGUGUGGCGUGAGAUUGAUUUCAGAUUGCCCAAUGCGGUGAUUCCUGCCUUUUCCGAAGCAUGCCAGAUAGCGGACACCUGUGAAAUGCUAAGAUCCGUGCGGUAUCGGUCUCAAAUCGAGGAAGAAUACGAUUACUUUGCAUCUGAAAACGGCGGCGAUAUGCAUGAGCUCGACGGCGUCAAAUUCGUGGCUCGAACUCUGGAAGAAAUAAAGCCGUAUUUUGACGACAUAUGGUCCUUUUUUUACUCCUCGCCGAAGCUCCUUCACGUCGCUUGGGAGUGGUGUUACAAUGGAAAUGUAUUUCCACGUAAUACGCCGUUUCGCGACUUGGCGUCGGUUCAAAUUGGGUUCGGUCUGGCCGUGAACACAAUGUUGGACGUCUUGGCGUGUUUGCCGAAGCUGAAAGUAUUCAGCGGCAAGGUGCUUCAAGAAAAUGCCUCUCUCCCACCACAGGUCUCUCUGCACCAGCCAUAUUGCCUCCCCCUAACGCUUCGCCGUCUCCGGAGUUUGGAAUUGAAGUCAGGUACCAGGGCGGUUGCAUCGCUGAUGGAAGGGCUUAUGCUACCUGCAUUGACCGACCUUCUUCUGGUCUACGAUCAGGAAGAGGAUGAAUCCCAGCCAUCUGAGGAUGCUGAGUCGAUACAGCAGCUUCUACAGAGAUCUCAAUGUCGCCUCGAGGCUUUAUCUAUUACGCACCACAAGAUGAAAGAUGAAGAAGCGCUGAGAUAUAUCACCAUCCCCGAGCUAGGCUACCUUUCUUGGCUGUGCCUCGUGGGGACUUUCUCGAAAGAAAUAGUCGCUGCUCUCUCUGCGAAAAAUCCCGAUGGCUCGCCCGUACUUCUACCUCAUCUGACCCUAUUAUCCCUCCACCGCAUUUACGGAAUCGAAGACGGGUUGUUAGCAACUCUCCUCCGAUCGCGCCAACCCACUCUGACAAAAUGUUCUUUAAUGACGGAUAGUCGCUAUGGGCCCUUGGACGACGCAUACAUGAUGGCCCAUAUGGAGUUGUGGAUUUGGGAACCCCAUUCGCACGUUCUUGGAUUGAGCGUCGUGUGCGUUAGAAAGGUACAGAACUGGUUGGGUGGAUUUAGGGCGGACCGUGAUAAAGAUUAG